Messenger RNA from Aspergillus fischeri NRRL 181, 1107 nucleotides. Its product is annotated as ATP synthase complex assembly protein ATP12. The transcript has 2 exons. Gene Ontology annotation, biological process: mitochondrial proton-transporting ATP synthase complex assembly. NCBI's taxonomy places the organism in Eukaryota, Fungi, Ascomycota, Eurotiomycetes, Eurotiales, Aspergillaceae. Gene Ontology annotation, cellular component: mitochondrion. Bases 1 to 1107 code for a protein of 368 amino acids. The record is from RefSeq and is a predicted model, not a curated record.
AUGCCAACUCUCCCUCGAGCCGCCUUUUCAGUUCUCUCCUGCCGGCUUAUUUCGGCCGUGGGGCAGCGGGGAGCUACGACGUCCUGUCGAACUUUUCAUGCCAUCUCGCAGAAAGCUGCAGUUGCCCAUCCUAUCACUGCCCAUGGACCGCCCCCGAAACCCCCUUCGCCAGCUCCAGAAUUCGGUCGUCCGACCGAAGAAGGAAAAGACGUAAAUGUCGCAGGCAAGCCACAAUCGCAAGUGUCAAAACCAUCCUCGACUCUCGAGAAGCGAUUUUGGAAAAAUGUCGAUGUCAGGAAAAGGCCAGAUGGGGAGUACCAGGUUUUAUUGGACACGCGACCGAUUCGGACGCCCACGAAGGAUAUUUUAUCCAUUCCUUCGACGAAACCGCAUCUUGCACAUGCUAUUGCUCUCGAGUGGGACGUUAUGACGUCCGCAAGGCAGGCUUUGAAGAAUCAUCUUAUUCCGUUGACCUCGUUGACUGCGCGAGCGGGAGAUAUUGCACAAGAAGAUGCAAGGGGCGAGACUACCACGAGGGACCAGAUUGUGAAACUCGCCAUGCGCUAUCUGGAUACCGAUACUCUACUGUGCUGGGUGCCCGAGGGAAAUCCAUACGCUGGCGAGGAAUCUGAAGAAAGUGGAGAGCGGCCUGAAAGCCUUCGAGAAGCUCAAAUGAGAGUAGCCAAGGAUAUUAUCGCCUUUCUAGGCACAAAGGUGUGGCCUGGUGUCGACAUUGUACCCAUUCUUGACGCGGACAGCAUUUUGCCGGUGUCUCAGCCCCGGGCUACGAAGGACAUAAUCAAACAAUGGGUUUCGUCGCUCCGACCGCACGAUCUAGCUGCUUUAGAAAGAGGAAUUGUUGCUAGCAAGAGCCUGUUGGUUGCUGUUAGAGUGGUCGUCGAGUGGAGUGAGAAUUUCCGUCACUUGCAAAGGUCAGGACAAAAGAAGUUCGGCAUCGAAGAGGCAGCAGAAGCAUCAAGUCUUGAAGUGAGAUGGCAGACUGACAUGUGGGGAGAAGUGGAGGAUACUCAUGAUGUUGACAAGGAGGAUCUCAGGCGACAGCUUGGAAGUGUUAUCGUUGUGGUCAGCGGAGAGACCCGUGAAUGA